Messenger RNA from Daldinia vernicosa, 2157 nucleotides. RefSeq lists its product as uncharacterized. The coding region runs from base 1 to 2157 and encodes 718 amino acids. NCBI's taxonomy places the organism in Eukaryota, Fungi, Ascomycota, Sordariomycetes, Xylariales, Hypoxylaceae. Gene Ontology annotation, cellular component: plasma membrane. The record is from RefSeq and is a predicted model, not a curated record. The transcript is spliced from 2 exons.
AUGUUGACGGUAGUCUCGCCAGGCGGUAAUUUUAAGCGGACCUGUCUUCAAACUUUGUUAUGGAGUGGUCUACUUUUUCAAUCCAGUUGUGACAGUGAAUGGACAGGUGGAAGCACUUCAGAACUUGGAAUACUUGGUCCACCCAUCCUCCAUAUCUCAACCAUCACCAUCACGACAACAAUAGCAUACAACCCUGCUGCUGCACCACCAGAUUCGAUGUAUUCCUUACUAGGAUGCUACAGCCGUGGUCAAGGACCCGGCAAUCCCAAAGGAAAUCUAUUUGGAAAAGAAGGGGACUAUGUCGUCCUAGCUGCGUUGCCUGAUGGCCAGUUGACGAUCCGGGCUUGCCUCGAAGGUUGUGAUGAGUUGGACCCGCCAAAGAAGACUGCGGAUCAUUAUGGACUCGUUGGACUGAGUAAUGGAAGAGAGUGCUUCUGCGGCUUGAAACUUGUGGCAGAAGCUCGUAAACUUACCCUUGAGGAUUGCAACAUGCCUUGCACCGGCGAUUCAGAGCUAUCGUGUGGAGGAGCGGAUACAGUCGCCGUAUAUACUCUCAUUCCUGUCGGCGAGAGCAGCAAGGUUACAAGUCAUGACAAAACCCAGGAUAGCAGCCAGAGCGAUGAGAAAGGAGACGAGAGCGCGACCACCCCUGUAGGAACUACUCUUACAGGAACUUCGCUAUCUUCCGCUGUCGAUACGAGUGCCGCCCUCAAAGCUACAGAUGGCCUAGAGCCUACAGGAACCAAACCCCUAAGCGAUUCACAGGAGACAUCAGGGAUGAUAAUCAUACCCUCGUCAUCACUCCUCCCAUCGGCAAUGCCGUCGGACCCCCCUGAAGCGCCGACCACCGGACCUGCCAUCGCCGCGAUAACAGGCAGUGUCUCAGGCGCUAUCAUCCUGGCUGCGUUCAUAGUUCUAUGUGUCCGAGCCUAUAAGCGGAAGAAGCUCCAGGAGGCCGCACGUAACACAGAGGUUAUACUUAUCCCCGAGAACCAGCACGAGGACAACGGCGAGCAACUCCCGCGACGACCAGUCCCCAGCGCGAUUGACACUAAGGGAUAUCAACUUCGUGAUCUGAACAAAGGAACUGGACGCGUCGCCGGAGACGGCCAUGAACGUGGACAUGGCAAAAGAGACGAGGAUUUAAGUACCGGCGCAUCAACGGACGGCGCAUACUUGGUGCCCUCCACACCCGCUCUCGAGUCUGGCACCCGCCUCCGUCAUCCUGAGCACUCGGCACGUCUCACAACAACUUCAUUGCCAACCUCCGAAAGCGACACCCUGUACAACAAACUAAUGGACGAAGUCCGCGGCGGCCCUGCUACUGUACCAGUAGCGACCCCCUCGCCGUCCAGCCCGCCUCCGUCCGCAACGAGUUCAUCAGUCCAGUGGCGAGGAAACCCCUUGAAACCCCUGACGCCAUCAGCAGCAUCCGCCGGCCAGUUCGAUUUCGAUUUCAACGCCAACGCGAAGCCCGGCGUGUCGAGCCCAGCACCGGCUGCCCGUCCCGAAGCCACCCUUGGUGAUCGUGCCUGGCAUAGACGCAAGAUAUCCACCACGUUCCAGCCACCGGCCAGCGGACCCCCUUCCAUGCCGCUACCCCCCACGCCGCCUCGACGACAGCAGCAAGGUUACGCUUCGGUACACUUCACUCCUACGCCCGCGUCGAGGGUAAAGCCUGGCCACGGCCAGCAUAACGAUGGCGAGAAGAAGAAGAAAGAGGGUCCUCGCGCCGCCGCAUUGCCUGCCGCAUUACCCCUUGGGCUUGUGGUGGGGCCGGCAGGUCAGAGUUCGGCACCAGCAACGCCAGCGCUGAAAGACUCCCCUACGAUGCCGCGAGCGCUGAGGGAUUCCAAGGACUCUCAGGAUUCUCGACGAGGAGAAGGCUUGGUAGGAGGAACUGGACGGGGAAUGAGCGGAGGAGAAGGAAUAGGAGAAGUAGGAGGAAUGCAGCCGUUGCCGCCUAGCACACCCGCGGGACGACAAUCUGACUCUCGACCAAACAGGGACACGAUCUACACGGUGGGAGAAGAAGAGGAAGGAGACUGGCCUGUCGGCGGAGGUAAUGAGGCAAAUGGACCGGACGAUUCGCCUGCAUCGGCAACUACAGUCGGAACGAGUAUUCUCUUCCCAUCGGAUGAUGAGCAUGAUGAGUAA